AUCUGACAUUGCCGUGUACUGUCCGUCAUUGUAAAUGCAUGUGGUUAUGAAAUCGCAUUAGCAACAUGCUGCGCUCGCUGGCUUUGCGCACGUUCGCGAAUAUACUUGGAUUGAGUAGCCGCAGCGGAAGCACAGCGGCAAUGAGCAGGAAUGCAGUCGCAUCCCGACCCCAUUUAUACACAACUCCAAUAUUCUACGUGAACGCAGCCCCCCACCUUGGACAUGUAUACUCGGCCCUGCUGGCUGAUGUGCAACAUCGCUACUCCGCCAUGUGCGGGAUAGAGAGCAAACUUAGCACAGGUACAGAUGAGCAUGGCAUGAAGGUACAACAGGCUGCCUCGGCUCUUGGUUUAGACCCACAGACAUUUUGUUCUACUGUGUCUCUUCAGUUCCGGACUAUAUUCGAUGCUCUUGAUAUUUCUUACACAGAUUUUGUGCGCACAACUGAACCCCGACAUAUAGAAGCUGUGAGAAGGUUUUGGAUGACCUUAGAAGAACAAGGAUAUAUUUACAAAGGGACUUAUGAAGGAUGGUAUUGCACAUCCGAUGAGGCCUUCCUAAGCGAGGGGCAGACAGCAGAGCACACUGACUUUGAGGGCAACAAGAUCCGAGUGUCUCUGGAGAGUGGUCAUCAGGUACACUGGGUGAGUGAGGAGAACUAUAUGUUCCGUCUGUCAUCUCUUCGCCCUGCUCUGCUAAACUGGUUACAGACAGAACCUGUGCAUCCCGCUCCAUUCCUUAAAUUAGUACACCACUGGCUGGAGGAAGAACUCCCAGACCUUUCAGUGUCUAGACAGCGCAGUCGUCUAUCCUGGGGAAUCCCUGUGCCUUCUGACUCCUCUCAUGUUAUAUAUGUUUGGUUAGAUGCUCUAGUAAAUUAUCUUACUGCUGCUGGAUAUCCUAAUCCACAGUUGGCACCAUGGGGCCCUUCCACCCACCUCCUUGGUAAGGAUAUUUUGCGAUUCCAUGCUAUUUACUGGCCUGCUUUCCUUAUCGCAGCUGGUCUUCCGCCUCCCCAGAAGCUGCUUGUUCAUUCUCAUUGGACGUCAGAAGGUACAAAAAUGUCUAAAAGCCUAAAAAAUGUGGUGGAUCCAUCAGAUUGCAUUAGACGUUACACAACAGAUGGGCUGCGCUACUAUUUGUUGCGCCACGGUGCCCCGGAGAGAGAUUGUGAUUUCACACACCGUACUGCCCGCAUGCUGCUGAACUCCGAGUUAGCCGACGCCCUUGGGGGCCUGCUAAACCGUUGCACUGCUCCAGCUAUUAACCCAAUGCAGCACUUUCCAAAAUUCCAAUAUGAGAAUUUUCCUGUUGCCUCCCGUGACCAGGUACAUGAUUUGCUUGGUGCUUUGCAGGAACUCCCUGUAGAGGUGGACCAGUGGAUAAAGAAGUUUCAAGUUCACAAGGCUUUGGAGUGUAUUGAUGCCUGUGUACGACGCUCCAAUGCCUUUUUCCAAAGCCAGGCUCCAUGGAAACUCCAAAGAGGAGUUGAAAAAGAGGCUGCUCUGAGGGACUCUGUUAUAUACCUGACAUUGGAAGCUCUUCGGCUGUAUGCCACACUUCUUCAUCCUGCAGUGCCUGGACUAGCUACAGUGGUACUGGACAGGCUUGGUGUCCCCCACAAGAUGAGGACACUUAAGAAGAAUACAUUUUUAGCAGCUACAAGAGGAGAAAUCUGUUACUUUCAGGCUCAAACUCUGGGUCCAGACAAAGGCCUCCUCUUUCCCAGGCUGGAAAAGAGUGAAGCUUUUUAGUAGGAAGACCGCUGGAGUUGGCCGUAAAAGGUCACAUAAAGAUAUAUUGUUAUAUUUGUUUCUCUCCCAGUCUCUUAUUGAUAUUUUCUUUUUAGGCACCUCCUCCACAUCUAAUUUUUUUUAAAGCUGUCCCUAAUAAUUUAUUUUGAUAACUAUUUGAAAAAGCAUAUUAGCCACAGUAUACCAAUUGUAUUGUUUUUCUACUUGCAUGACAAUGCUGUUGAAAGGAUAAGUAAACCUUUAAAA
Messenger RNA from Xenopus laevis (African clawed frog), 2000 nucleotides. It is a transcript of the gene mars2.L, whose product is annotated as methionyl-tRNA synthetase 2, mitochondrial L homeolog. The record is from RefSeq and is marked validated. Gene Ontology annotation, biological process: methionyl-tRNA aminoacylation; tRNA aminoacylation for protein translation. NCBI's taxonomy places the organism in Eukaryota, Metazoa, Chordata, Amphibia, Anura, Pipidae. Gene Ontology annotation, molecular function: aminoacyl-tRNA ligase activity; nucleotide binding; methionine-tRNA ligase activity. Gene Ontology annotation, cellular component: mitochondrion; mitochondrial matrix.